This is a messenger RNA of Osmia lignaria (orchard mason bee), 660 nucleotides long. RefSeq names its product mitochondrial intermembrane space import and assembly protein 40-B. Gene Ontology annotation, cellular component: mitochondrial intermembrane space. NCBI's taxonomy places the organism in Eukaryota, Metazoa, Arthropoda, Insecta, Hymenoptera, Megachilidae. Gene Ontology annotation, biological process: protein import into mitochondrial intermembrane space. The record is from RefSeq and is a predicted model, not a curated record. Gene Ontology annotation, molecular function: protein-disulfide reductase activity.
CAUAAUUUAUUAUCAUUUACUGCUGACAGUAGAAAGUACCAGCAUUAAAAUAUAGAAGCUAGAACAACUUCUAUCGAAAGGAAAUCUAGUGUAUUUUAUUUUUAUCUUCUAAGGAGAAUUUUAUACAUUUUUUGUAUGCUUCAAAUAUGCCACUAAUUCGUAAGGAAGGAAAAGACACUAUAAUAUUUGCAUCAAAAGAAGAUCAUGCAACACCUAGUAAAAUAGAGCUUCCAGAAGCAGAACCAAGUCCUGGUCUCUUGCUACCCAAUGGAGAAAUCAAUUGGAACUGCCCAUGCCUUGGAGGGAUGGCAACUGGACCAUGUGGUUUAGAAUUUCGCGAAGCAUUUUCCUGUUUCCAUUAUUCAGCAGCAGAACCAAAAGGUUCGGACUGUUACGAAGCAUUUAAAACAAUGCAAUCUUGUAUGGUACAAUAUCCUGCAUUGUAUCGAAGUAAGGGCGCAGUCCUAGACGAAUUCGACGAAGAGGGAGAUCCGAUGGAAGAACACCAUAAAAAUGUGGAGGGUGGAGAUAAAGUUCCUGGUGUAAAAAAUCAAACGGAAAAGGAAGAUAUACCAGAAACUUCUAGUAUUGAAAAAGGAGUGGAACGAACUAACACUAAAUAAAUGUUAUCUCGCUAGUACAAAUAUCAAUGCAAUGAGA